GUGCUGCGGGGAGUACCGACAGGCCGUUUCCAUGGCAACGCGGUGAACGGUUCCAAACAGUUAGUUCUUCAUACGCAGGACUUUUAGCUCUGCUGCUAAUACGAAUUCAGAACAAUCCUCAGCUCUAAUGAGUAAUAAUCUUCAAGCAACGAAAUCUGGGUGCCAUGUUACAAAUGGCCAUAUCUCCCAGAUUCCAGGACUGUCCCCAGCUAUCAGCACUCUUCCCGAGGAGAGGGCCCGAGGGCGAAGGGCUGGGGUCCUAGACAGUGAUUCUGACUAUGUCAAGCUUGCAAAGCAAGGAGGGCAUAAAGGGCUUUUGUGGCAUGAGGAAACAAUUACUUCCAAACCUAUUUCAUACCAAUCCCCUGACUCUAUCUGUCCUGAAUCAGGAGACAAUAACGACCCAAGUCUCAUUAGCAGUGAAGAAAAGAAAAGCCCCGGAGCUUUUCAACAGCUAGAACCCCCCUUUGGGACUGAUAAUAUGUCAGCCUGGGAGAGGGAUGAUAGCAGCAACGAGAAGAACAGCGGUGAUCCUUGCAGCCAGACAGAAAAGCUGCACUCACCCAAUCAAUAUUAUGAGCCCAGCAGAUUCAGGAGGAUAGUACAUGACAAGAAACCAGCUCCUGUUGACAUGUCUAAGCUGUUGAGCUUUGGAUAUGCGGAAGACAACAAACCAACAGCCAAAGCUGAUGGAUGAAAUUAGAAGACUGCCGGUGAGUGGGAAACUCAAAUGCUUUCAGCAGGU
This is a messenger RNA of Monopterus albus (swamp eel), 745 nucleotides long. RefSeq lists its product as uncharacterized. The coding region runs from base 128 to 697 and encodes 189 amino acids. Lineage: Eukaryota; Metazoa; Chordata; Actinopteri; Synbranchiformes; Synbranchidae. The record is from RefSeq and is a predicted model, not a curated record. The transcript has 8 exons.